GCCCCGCCCCCGCCGCGCACUUCCCGCCACGGCCCCGGGCGGAAAGACUGACCGGAUCCGCUCUGCUUUUGCGCCCCAGAGAACGGGCGGGGCCUCGAGGGAGCGCUCUGCGAACUGACCUUGAAAACCGACAUACCCGUUGUGUUUGUGAAACGGAGAAAGCUAGGCGGCCAUGGUCCAACCCUGAAGGCUUAUCAGGAGGGCAGACUUCAAAAUCUACUGAAAAUGAACGGCCCCGAGGAUCUCCCCGAGUCCUAUGACUAUGACCUCAUCAUCGUUGGAGGGGGCUCAGGAGGACUGGCGGCCGCUAAGGAGGCAGCCAAAUAUGGCAAGAAGGUGAUGGUCCUGGAUUUUGUCACUCCAACCCCUCUUGGAACUAGAUGGGGUCUCGGAGGAACAUGUGUGAAUGUGGGCUGCAUACCUAAAAAACUGAUGCACCAAGCAGCUUUGUUAGGACAAGCCCUCCGAGACUCUCGAAACUACGGGUGGAACGUCGAGGAGAUAGUGAAACAUGACUGGGAGAGAAUGACAGAAGCUGUCCAGAAUCACAUUGGCUCUCUGAACUGGGGCUACCGUGUGGCUCUGCGGGAGAAAAAGGUCACCUAUGAGAACGCAUACGGGCAGUUUGUUGGGCCUCAUAGGAUUAAGGCAACAAACAACAAAGGCAAAGAGAAGAUUUAUUCUGCAGAGAGAUUUCUCAUUGCCACUGGUGAAAGGCCACGUUAUUUGGGCAUCCCUGGUGACAAAGAAUACUGCAUCAGCAGUGAUGAUCUGUUCUCUUUACCCUAUUGCCCGGGUAAGACCCUGGUGGUUGGAGCAUCCUACGUUGCUUUGGAAUGUGCUGGAUUUCUUGCUGGCAUUGGUUUAGAUGUCACUGUUAUGGUACGGUCCAUUCUCCUAAGAGGAUUUGACCAGGACAUGGCCAACAAAAUCGGUGAACAUAUGGAAGAACAUGGUAUCAAGUUUAUAAGACAGUUUGUACCAAUAAAAGUUGAACAAAUUGAAGCAGGGACACCAGGCCGACUCAGGGUGGUAGCUAAGUCCACUGAUAGUGACAAAACCAUCGAAGGAGAGUAUAAUACGGUAUUGCUGGCAAUAGGAAGAGAUGCUUGCACAAGGGAAAUUGGCUUAGAAAACGUGGGGGUAAAGUUAAAUGAACAGACUGGAAAAAUACCUGUCACGGAUGAAGAGCAGACCAGCGUGCCUUACAUCUAUGCCAUUGGCGAUGUGUUAGAGGGGAAGCUGGAGCUCACCCCAGUGGCAAUCCAGGCAGGAAGGUUGCUGGCGCGGAGGCUGUAUGGGAGCUCCACUGUCAAGUGUGACUAUGAAAAUGUUCCAACGACCGUUUUCACUCCUUUGGAAUAUGGUGCUUGUGGUCUUUCUGAAGAGAAAGCUGUGGAGAAAUUUGGGGAAGAAAAUAUUGAGGUUUACCAUAGUCACUUUUGGCCAUUGGAAUGGACGAUUCCAUCAAGAGAUAACAACAAAUGUUAUGCAAAAAUAGUCUGCAAUAUCAAAGACAGUGAGCGUGUUGUGGGCUUCCACGUACUGGGUCCAAAUGCUGGAGAAGUUACCCAGGGCUUCGCAGUAGCUCUCAAGUGCGGGCUGACCAAAGACCAGCUGGACGGCACCAUCGGAAUCCACCCCGUCUGCGCAGAGGUAUUCACGACACUGUCGGUGACCAAGCGCUCGGGGGAGAACAUCCUCCAGACCGGUUGCUGAGGUUAAGCCCCAGUGUGGGUGCUGCUGCCAGGACUCCAAACCACUGACGUAUUUCUUGCCCAAGUCCAAGGCGAAGUUUGCGGAAGGUUCUGGGGCUUCAGCAGCCACGUGUCCUGUGCUUAGAGCCCCGAGGCCCCCUUGGAUCUCAUGGGCCGGAGGUGACGCGUGGGUGGCAGGCAGCAUCGCACUGGGGUCAGCAUGACGCACUCGAAACUGGCUUUCGGCAGCGCUUCGCAGAGGGGCGUCCAUGAAGUCACCAGCCUCAAGCCCGCGCGGUGGGUGGUGAUGGAACCGUCGAAGCAGUUUUUGCAUGGCCUUUCCUUUGUAGGUUUUCUUAUUCUCACUGUCAACCUUUCUCAGGUUGGUUAUUUUUUUUUUCUCCGCCGUGUUAGUGAAAGUAGAGAUGAUAGCAGACAGUUUUUAUCCAAAAGCAAGUCGUGGCCCCCGUGUGCAAAUAAGGUGGCUCGUUGCUGGGACGGCGCACUGUGGCUCCUAGGCUUGUCCCGGGGAGAGAGCAUCUCCCCAAAACAAGUGGUCACCACUGGCCAGGUGUGCUCCCAGGCACUAUACCACUGAUGAUGAAAUGGCUACCUGGCCAGCCUGUUAGGAGGAAUAUUCCAAUGCAGGGAACUUGGUCGUACAGUGUGAUCUCCACUGUUCUUCAUCACGGAGGCAGAUGCACAGCCGAAAUGGGGAAAAACAAUAAAUGUCGUUGUUUAGUCCAUUGUGUGCUGGUCUAAGUGAGCUGAGAUCUUUUGCAAUGGGAAACAUUUAACGCUUGUUUAAAGACUUUUUGGGGGGUGGCUUUUGCUUUAAGCUAAAAUCACAAAAUACUACAGCUUUAUUUUUCAUGUGUGUUAUGCAUCUAUCCCUUCCUAAGAACUAUAUUCAUAGGAGAAAUGUCUUUCCACACUUAACAAUUUAACUCUUGUGGUAAUUACUUUUUUAAAGAAAGCUGUUAAUAUCAUAAUUUAUUAUUUUUGAACACAGGUGGAUGUGAAGGACUUUCGUGUAAAAACCAAAUGGUUUUGGCUUUUUCUGUUGACUGUACUUGGUGGAAUUUGGGCAGAAGUGUUUCUGCUCCAUUAGCAUUCCAACUCGUAUUAUCACAAAGAGGUAUUAACCCUACAGUUACAGAUUUCUGCCUAAAUGUACUGGCGACGGAUCAUAUUUAGGCCGUUUUCCCACUACAGAAGUUGGAUUUUAAACAUGUUGUGGACGUCAGACCUCCCACCAGCAGUUCUUGUAGCUCCUUUUUCAUUCCCUCCCCUCUGUGUGUGUGUCUCGCUACAGCACUGAGUGGUUGAUUGAAAGUACGUUUCUCCGUCACCUCAGGGAACUCAGUGCCUGCCCAGCAUUUAGUCAGCAGAUCCCCUGACCCUGUCUGCCUCACAGCCCUGCCUCACCCUCCGUCCCAUCUGGCUGUGUGGAGACAAUGGGAAAAGGAAAAGAGGGGAGGGGAAUCGCGACAGCUGACUGUGUUCAGUUUUCUUUAUUUAUUUUUAAAUUUGUUUUUUUCUCCAAGUCUGCCAAUCUCUGAAAUUAGAAGAUAGGCAGUACGGGGUGAUCAUGCCUAAUCAUGUUGUGAUUCUGUCUUCUUUGUGGAAUAGAAUGUUCUGCCCGCACGAGAAGGAUUCUGCUUUAUAGACCUGUCUGCGUAAUUGCCCAGUGUAUCAGAACUCGUAUUAAAUUCCGUGUAUUUUUGUUACAAAUCUUCUGAAAAGAAACCAUGUGAAACCUUAAAAGCUGUUAAUAUCCA
This is a messenger RNA of Aethalodelphis obliquidens (Pacific white-sided dolphin), 3478 nucleotides long. RefSeq names its product thioredoxin reductase 1 (gene TXNRD1). Bases 226 to 1719 code for a protein of 497 amino acids. Gene Ontology annotation, molecular function: thioredoxin-disulfide reductase (NADPH) activity; flavin adenine dinucleotide binding; glutathione-disulfide reductase (NADPH) activity. Gene Ontology annotation, cellular component: mitochondrion; cytosol. NCBI's taxonomy places the organism in Eukaryota, Metazoa, Chordata, Mammalia, Artiodactyla, Delphinidae. Gene Ontology annotation, biological process: glutathione metabolic process; cellular response to oxidative stress; cell redox homeostasis. The record is from RefSeq and is a predicted model, not a curated record. The transcript has 14 exons.